This is a messenger RNA of Hibiscus syriacus, 1425 nucleotides long. RefSeq names its product vicilin-like seed storage protein At2g28490. NCBI's taxonomy places the organism in Eukaryota, Viridiplantae, Streptophyta, Magnoliopsida, Malvales, Malvaceae. The record is from RefSeq and is a predicted model, not a curated record. Bases 1 to 1425 code for a protein of 474 amino acids. The transcript has 5 exons.
AUGGGUAAAGGAUUGAGCUUUUUGCUACUAGCCCUUUUUCUCUGCCAUGCGUUGACAGUGACAACUGGGUACGAAGGCGAGAAACAAUGGCGGAAAGAAAGAGAAAGGGAGGAAAGUGAACAAGAAGAAGAAGAAGGUGGUCGACGCACCGAUGACAUCUUCUUAAUGCGAAGAUCAACACGUGUGAUUCGAACCGAUGCCGGAGAAAUGAGGGUGGUGAGAAGCCCCGGAGGGAGGAUUAUGGAGAAACCACUGCACAUUGGGUUCAUUACCAUGGAGCCUCAGUCGCUUUUCAUUCCCCAGUAUCUCGAUUCCAGUUUGAUCCUCUUCGUUCGUACAGGAGAAGCCAGGGUUGGCUGCAUUUACGAGGACGAGAUGGUCGAAAGGCGACUGAAUAUCGGCGAUGUGUUUCCAAUCCCUGCUGGUUCAGCGUUCUACAUUUUGAACCCUGGUGAAGGGCAAAGGCUUCACAUUAUCUGCAGUAUUGAUCCAUACGAGAGUUUGAAUUUAGAUACUUUCCAGUCUUUCUUCAUCGGCGGUGGAGCGUAUCCGGCGUCUGUCCUUGCUGGUUUUAGCCCCGAAACUCUUUCUUCAGCCUUCAAUGUCUCGGUGUCGAGAUUGACGGAAUUUUUGAGCAGGCAAAAAGAUGGGCCAAUUGUGCAUGUUGCGCCAUCUCAUGCACCGAGCAUUUGGACCAAGUUUUCUCAACUUAAAGAGGAAGAUAGACUGAAGAAAGUGAAGAGAAUGGUCCUAGGAGAAGUUGAGCAAGUGAAAGAAUGGUCGUGGUGGAAUCUCUUUGGCAUGUUAUCUGGGAAUGAAGAAAAUUUGUUUAAGGAUAAAGCACCGGAUUCAUACAACAUCUACAAGAGAAGCCCCGAUUUCCGGAACAACUACGGGUGGAGCGUCGCGGUCGAUGGUUCGGUUUACAAGCCUCUCAAAGACCAUGGCACUAGCAUUUACCUUGUCAAUCUCACAGCGGGAUCAAUGAUGGCACCACAUGUGAAUCCAAGAGCAACAGAGUAUGGCAUUGUGUUAAGGGGAAGUGGUAGGAUCCUGAUUGUGUUUCCAAAUGGGACUUUAGCCAUGGAUACCAAGGUAAGAGAAGGGGAUGUGUUUUGGGUACCAAGGUACUUUGCUUUCUGUCAACUAGCAUCACGAUCGAGCCCGUUCGAGUUCUUCGGGUUCACGACAUCGUCGCACAAGAACAUGCCUCAGUUCCUUGUGGGUGCGAACUCCCUUCUUCACACUUUCAACACACCGGAGCUCGCGGCUGCGUUCGGCGUAUCGGAGGAGAGGAUGAGGCGUUUCAUCAAUGCACAGAAUGAAGCUGUGAUACUCCCGGCAGCACCUGGCGGCGGUGAUGAGGACGAGGAUGUGAAGAGGGCGGUCAAGUUCCGCAAUGGUAUGACAAUGGGGUUUGAUUAA